Vanderwaltozyma polyspora DSM 70294 is the source of this 1674-nucleotide messenger RNA. It is a transcript of the gene NUP60, whose product is annotated as FG-nucleoporin NUP60. The record is from RefSeq and is a predicted model, not a curated record. Gene Ontology annotation, biological process: mRNA export from nucleus in response to heat stress; telomere tethering at nuclear periphery; NLS-bearing protein import into nucleus. The transcript has a single exon. Bases 1 to 1674 code for a protein of 557 amino acids. Lineage: Eukaryota; Fungi; Ascomycota; Saccharomycetes; Saccharomycetales; Saccharomycetaceae. Gene Ontology annotation, molecular function: structural constituent of nuclear pore. Gene Ontology annotation, cellular component: nuclear pore; nuclear pore nuclear basket.
AUGAGUAAAAACAGCAAACAGUACCGUAAGAGUGCAGGAACUGCUAGUGGAAGAACGAAGCUUUCUUUUUUGUCCAAAGUUAAGAGUUUGGUCAAUAAAGUUUUAGAUAGUUCUGUACCGACUAAUGAAGAUAGUUCUGAUAAUAGAGGCACGGAGAGUUCUACAAAUUCCAAGAGGGAAAAUUCUCCUUUGCCUGGGGGAUUUUUCAAUCCAGACACUUCUGUUUCGAGGAUUAAGGAUAUAGUUCUUGAGAAAAAUAAGAAAGGUAGUUUUAUCCAAGAAGAUAUUUCUGUUUUAGACUCUAGUAUAAUAGAAUCUAGGGAAAAUAUUGAUGCGAAUACAUCUAAUGCAAGAUUAGCCAAGUUUUUCAGUGAAAAAGGUGAUCAACCAUUGUCAGAUAUGGAGAAAGAAGGUGUUUUUUCAUUGUUAAAUAAAUCGGGUAUUUCCAUUCAUGGCUCAGAAGCAAAUGAUUCAAUGGAUUUGCAUGCAUUCAAUGAUUUCGAGUCUUCAAGAAUAUUGAAAGCUUCUGCUCCAUCUUCAAGAAGAGGCUCUUUUAAACCACCUACAUUUAUUCCAAAGUAUGAUUUAUCAACUGCAUCUAAUAUUUCUGCAAAUUCAAGUAUGAGAAGCUCAACAAAAAUGAGAGUAUUUGAUUAUUCCAGCAUGCCUUCCCCUUAUAGAACUACUGUUUAUAGAUACCACUCUGUGAUUGCUGGGAAAGACAAUAAAACCUCAGAUACCUCUAAUGCUGUUAGAAAUACAUCGGUACGAAAACCAGUAGUAAAAGAAAGUACCAAAAAAAUAACAAAUACUGCAUCUGCAUUAAUAUCCUUAUUAGAAAACCAACAAGUAAGCCAACAGCUCGCAUCAAAUUUGGCAAACCCUUAUUCAUCUCAUUUAACACAGCUUCAAGAACAGAAACAGCAAAUGUCUCCUGCUCCUAUUGAUACUGCAAAAACAGUUGCGCCAUUAAAUGAGCAGAGAGAAUCUUCUAAAUCCGAAUCAAAAACUGAAUCGAUUGAUACAGAGGAAAGACAGUCCAAGAAAAACUCAUAUAAUGCAUUGAAACCAAAUGAGGGUACUUCUCAGCCUAUAACAUUCGAUAAAUAUAAGCCAAAUAGAUCUUCUUCAUUACGUUCGGCAGUUGUAACCGCAGAUGCCGCCAUUGAAUCUGGUUCCAACAGAGUUAAUUCUCCAGGGUUCCCUACAUUUCAAUUUAAGAGUCCUGCUAGUAGCACAAACAUUGAGGACCAAGGUGAGGCACCAAAAAAGGAGACUUCAACUUCUAUCUUGAAACCAUUGUCCACCCCCACUCCAACCUCCACAUUCAAUUUUGGCGAAUCAAAACCAACAAGUGAUGUAACAGACACAUCAAGUUCAAUAUUCAAAAAACUUGAACCAGAGCCAACUGAAAUUAGGGAAGUAUUUAGUCAACCUCAACCUGCUUUUAAAUUUGAUGAUAAAUCAAAGAAGAAGCCAUUUGCAUUUAGUCCUAAAUUGAGUAAUAAGUCGGAGGAACCAGUCAUUGAGGUUGAGAAAAUUUCAGAUGGGAAACAGAAUAAAAUUGAAGAACCAAGCUCCUUCUCAUUCGAGAACCCAAAUCCAUCCAACAUUGAUCCAAAUUCAGUAGCAGAAGAGAAAGUUAAGAAAUAUGAAUCAAUGUUUGUAUUUUGA